AUGGAAGAACUACCCCAGGACUGGAUGACCGGUGUCGUUGUACCGGUCUUCAAAAAAGGGGAUAGGUUGGACUGCGAGAACUACCGUGGCAUUACCAUACCAAAUGCCGCCUAUAAGAUCUUCUCUCAACUUUUGCUCCACCGGUUGCUGCCCCUGGCCGAAAACUUUGUUGGGGAGUAUCAAGCCGGCUUCAUGGAUGGACGCUCGACAACUGACCAGCUGUUUACGCUCCGGCAGAUUUUACAAAAAUGCCGUGAGUAUAACUGCAGAACACAUCACGUCUUCAUUGACUUCAAGGCGGCCUAUGACAGCAUUGACCGGCAACAGCUGUGGAUGCUGAUGAAGGAGUUUCAGUUUCCGAACAAGCUGAUCAGGCUGUGUAGGGCGACUAUGGGCAAUGUGAUGUGUUCUGUAAGGGUCGGUGGUGUCGCGUCCGCUCAGUUUUGCUUCCCAGAGAGGGCUGAGGCAAGGGGAUAG
Anopheles coustani is the source of this 477-nucleotide messenger RNA. RefSeq lists its product as uncharacterized. The transcript has a single exon. NCBI's taxonomy places the organism in Eukaryota, Metazoa, Arthropoda, Insecta, Diptera, Culicidae. Bases 1 to 477 code for a protein of 158 amino acids. The record is from RefSeq and is a predicted model, not a curated record.